AUGGGAGCAGACGGCAGCCAGCUGACUGGCACCUACGAGGAACUGGCCUGGCUCUCCUCCCUCUCCAACCUGCAAACGCUGCAUAUACUUGGUUUGGUGGAAUUCACGGGGAGCUUGUCCUCUCUGCACAUUCUCUCUCGUCUGGAGAAACUUCAAAGCCUGACACUCAGUUCGCUCACCAAUGCCACGGGGGAGAUACCCAGGGAGAUCCGAUACCUCACAGCCCUCACUGCACUUGAUUUGUCGUUCCUGCGGGCCUUGGAGUUCCCUGCCUGGGUGACUCACCUCUACAACCUUCAGUAUCUCAACGUGAACGGGGAUGAGCCGCGGCGGCAGGGGCUGUUGUCUGAUGACAUCUCGCACCUCACCGCACUCACCAGCCUAUCUCUCUUUGGAAACAACCUGGAGGGAUACAUGCCUAAGAGCUUCUCAUCUUUCCUGAACCUGCAAUACCUGGCUUUAAAUUACAACCAUCUUCAAGGCACCAUCCCCGCCACCCUCUCUGCCCUAACAGCCCUCACUGCAAUAGACCUCUCAUGGAAUUAUCUGUCUGGUUCCAUCCCGCGUGCCUUCACCACCAACAUCCAAAGCAUAUCACUUGGCUACAACGCCUUUAGUGGCCCCAUUCCGCCUCACCUUGCACUGCCGCAACUUUCUUUCCUGCAGCUGGCCAGCAAUGAGUUCACGGGCGGUAUUCCCACCACCUUCACCCGGCUCACCGCCAUGAGUGUGCUGGACGUUUCCAACAACAGUCUGAGUGCAGGCCUGGACGUGGUGGCUCAGAUGACAUGGCUCACUGACAUAAGCCUCCACACCAACAGCUUCUCCGGGGUGCUUCCAGCAGUCCUCUCUGCCAUCACAGGGCUCAACUUCAUAACCAUCGCCAACAACCACAUCACGGGAGUAUUUCCCCAGUUUCUUCUGCACAUCCACCACCUUUCAUAUCUGGAUCUGAGCAACAACAGCUUCUCCGGAUCCAUUCCCCUGCAAUUGACCGAGCUACUGGAGCUGGUAACCAUCAAUCUCAAUGACAACAACUUCCAUGGAUCAAUCCCCUCUGGCGUCUUCCACCUCCCCAUACUUAACACUCUGGAAGUGUCAAACAACUUUCUUUCCGGGAACCUUCCAGUGAAGCUUAGAGCCUCCUCCACACUUGCCACGCUUAGCCUUGCAGGAAACGGCUUCACAGGCUCCCUGCCAGACUUCUCGCUCUGGAAGGGCAACUUUGAAACGCUGGCGCUGAGCAACAACAACUUCACAGGGCCCAUUCCUGACUCCAUCUCCACGCUCUCCACUCUGCAGGCCAUCAUCCUCGACAGCAACCAACUGACGGGAACCAUUCCAGCUGCCAUCUUUAACAUGACGAACCUACAAUCUCUCUAUCUGGCCAACAACCGUCUCAGCGGCAGUCUGCCGUCUGCCAUCAGUCGCCUGGAGAAGCUCCAACAGAUCUGGCUGGACAACAACAGCAUCGAGGGCCCUCUGCCAUCCGCCAUCUGCUCGCUGCCCUGGCUGUGGCGCAUCAUGGUGAGCAACAACCAUCUCUACGGGCCUCUGCCAGACUGCCUCUUCGACAAAUGCGUCAACCAGAU
This is a messenger RNA of Closterium sp. Naga37s-1, 1592 nucleotides long. The record is from the annotation of a GenBank genome assembly. Lineage: Eukaryota; Viridiplantae; Streptophyta; Zygnematophyceae; Desmidiales; Closteriaceae.